This is a messenger RNA of Fomitopsis serialis, 1475 nucleotides long. RefSeq lists its product as uncharacterized. The coding region runs from base 151 to 1233 and encodes 360 amino acids. The transcript has 2 exons. The record is from RefSeq and is a predicted model, not a curated record. Lineage: Eukaryota; Fungi; Basidiomycota; Agaricomycetes; Polyporales; Fomitopsidaceae.
CCACCCCGCCGUUGCGAAGAAGCCGACGGAGGACCACCCGCUUGUCGGGACGCUCAAGCAGCGCUGGGAUGACCUCCCGCGACGGACGCGGUGCCCCCUCGCCCGAACUAUGACGAGGGCGUCGAGACAGAUUUCUCACGGAGGAAGUAUAUGCGCGACCAGGCCGAGUUGGACGCGGCGGAGGUGCUCACGAACCCGGACGUCGUCACGCACCCUGCGGGCACGCAGGCGGAGCCCUCGCUAGCGGGCGCUGUCUCGCAGCUCGGCCCCCAGGCGGCGUCGACCGGCGGGCAGCGCUCGCAGAUCCCGGCGUCCUCGUGGGACACACCCGAGCGCCAGACGGUGCUGACGCGGCGCCAGCGCGAGGAGAACACGCGCGACGACGUCGUGCCGACGUACUACAUCGAGCGGAAGCGCCAGCGGUCGAGCAUCGCGGAGCGCAAGGAGGAGGAGGGCGGCCUGAUGUCGGAGCUGAACGCGGGCAUCCUCUCGGAGGGCCUCGCGGCGGACAUGAGGGUGCGCGAGGAGAAGAUACCGGUGGAGGUGAGGAUCCCGCAUGAGGGCACGGUGCGCCACCCGAGCGGCUUCGAGCCCCCGACUCCCGAGACGGAGUUCCACCCGACGGCGGCGAAGGUCGCGACGGAGGACCACCCUGUAAUUGCGACGAAGAAGAUACAAUGGCACGAUUCGGAGAUCAUUAGAGGCGCGAACGGGAACGGGAAUGGGAACGGCAACGGCAAAGGGAACACGUCUACGUCGAGCAGCGGUGCUCGCGGCCUGCACACGAGUGCAGUCCUUCGCGCCUUGGCUGUGUCGGACUCUACCUUUGGCUUCAUGUCGCCCUCGGUCAUGCGCAGCCCUGCACCCGCGCGGGACGCGUCGCUCCCGCAGCCGCCGAGACAGGCUACUCGUCAGCAAGAUGCCUUCAAGCUCGACGAGGAUGACGAGGUCGACGUCAACGCGGUGGGCAACCCGGCCGCGGCCAACGCUGCCGUCCAGCAGGUGCGGUCGGAGUACCUCCCGACGCUGGCGGAGACGCCCUUCUGGCGGCCGCUCCUGAGCGUGUCCGCAACAUGCGCCUCAACCGCACGCACGAGCUCGUCGUCGACCUCGCGCGCCUGCUCCGUGGUGAGCGCGGUGGCCCGCUGGGCAUCCGGUGGAACGCGGAGUCGGUCGGACGGGGGAUCAAUGGCGAGGGCAUGGCGGAGCCGAUCCCGCUCGAGAAGCGGAUGAUCAAGGUCGGCCUGGGCGAGUGGUACAAGCACGCGGAGGAGUGGAAGGCGAUCUACGCGGACGCGGCGCGUGAGGCGGAGGUAGACGACGCGAUGGAGGUGUUUGGCAUAGACCAGCGCGGGGCGCGGACGGACGGCAAGGAGUGGCCGAAGCAGGCGCGGGACGAGAACGCGCCGGCUGUUGACUUGGAGGAACACAUCGCGCGCAGGCAUCCCGGCGUUGUCCUGAGCAAGAUGGGGCGC